UGACAUGUGUUAGUGUAGCAUUUACUUUGCAUGAGAUAACUUGCAGUACGAGCUGAACCUGGUGGCCUCGGACAGCCUCAACGAGCAGUCGACCACGGUGGUUAUCCACGUCAACGACGUCAACGACCUCCCGCCGGUCUUCAACUCCUCCACCUACAGGACCACCAUGGAGGAGGAGCUCGGAGAGCCCCACCCCGUGCGCCUCCUCAAGGUGACAGCGACAGAUGGUGACAAGGACAGACCCCAAAACAUUGUCUAUUUCUUGACGGGUCAGGGUAUUGACCCAGAUAACCCUGCAAACAGCAAGUUCGAUAUUAACAGAACAACAGGAGAAAUAUUUGUGCUCAAGCCUCUAGAUCGUGAUCAACCAAAUGGACGACCUCAGUGGAGGUUCACAGUUUUUGCACAAGAUGAAGGUGGUGAAGGUCUGGUGGGUUACGCAGAUGUGCAAGUUAAUCUAAAAGAUAUUAACGAUAAUGCUCCCCUUUUCCCACAAGGAGUUUAUUUUGGCAAUGUUACUGAAAAUGGAACAGCUGGAAUGGUGGUUAUGACUAUGACUGCUGUAGACUACGAUGACCCACAAGAAAGCACAAAUGCCAGAUUGGUAUAUUCAAUAGAAAAAAAUGUAAUAGAAGAGGAAACUGGAUCUCCAAUCUUUGAAAUAGAAUCAGAUACAGGAGUUAUAAAAACCGCUGUAUGCUGCUUAGACAGGGAAAGAACUCCUGACUACUCGAUACAAGUAGUUGCGAUGGAUGGAGGAGGGUUGAAAGGAACGGGAACGGCAUCGAUACGAGUAAAAGAUAUCAACGAUAUGCCGCCUAUGUUUACGAAAGAUGAAUGGUUCACAGAAGUUGAUGAAACUGACGGAGUUAACCUUCCUGAAACACCAAUUCUUACUGUUACUGUGCAUGAUGAAGAUGAAACGAACAAGUUUCAAUAUAAGGUCAUUGAGAACAGUGGUUAUGGAGCAGACAAAUUCACCAUGGUUAGGAACAACGAUGGAACUGGUUCUUUGAAGAUUGUACAGCCACUUGACUAUGAAGACCAGCUUCAAAGUAAUGGCUUCAGGUUCAGGAUACAAGUCAAUGAUAAAGGUGAAGAUAAUGACAACGAUAAAUAUCAUGUCGCAUAUUCUUGGGUUGUUGUUAAACUAAGGGACAUAAACGAUAAUAAACCUCAGUUUGAAAGACCUAAUAUUGAGGUGUCAGUUUAUGAAAAUGCUGAAGUUGGUAAAGCAUUGGAAACUUUCAAAGCAAGUGAUCCUGAUCAAGGUGGAAAAAGUAGAGUUUCAUUUGGUAUUGACCGAGCCUCAGAUAGAAGGAGGCAGUUCUUAAUCAGUCAAGAGGGAACAGUUACGAUACAGAGGCAACUUGAUAGAGAAGAAACGCCAAGGCAUCAGGUUAAAAUAUUGGCGAUUGAUGAUGGAGUACCUCCUAAAACAGCAACGGCCACUCUUACAGUCAUUGUUCAAGACAUAAAUGAUAACGCACCUAUGUUUUUGAAAGAAUAUCGUCCUGUUCUUCCUGAGCAUGUUCCACCAAGAAAAGUAGUAGAAGUUUUGGCUACUGAUGAUGACGAUCGAUCCAAAUCGAAUGGUCCCCCAUUUACCUUCAGAAUGGAUCCUAAUGCAGACGAUAUUAUCAGAGCUUCUUUUAAAGUUGAGCAUGAUCAAAAGGGUGCCAAUGGAGAUGGGAUGGCUGUUGUAUCAUCAUUGAGGUCCUUUGACAGGGAACAACAAAAAGAAUAUGCAAUUCCUAUAGUUAUAAAAGAUUCCGGAAACCCUGCUAUGUCAGCUACGAGUACCCUUACAGUAGUGAUUGGCGAUGUAAAUGAUAACAAAAUGCAACCUGGCUCAAAAGAUAUUUUUGUAUAUAAUUAUAUGGGACAGGCACCUGACACCGAGAUAGGAAGGGUUUAUGUAUAUGACCUUGAUGAUUGGGAUCUGCCCGACAAGAAGUUUUAUUGGGAAAGUUCAGAUCAUCCAAAAUUUAAACUGAAUGAGGAUACCGGAAUGAUAACUAUGAGACAUGGCACAAGAUCUGGAAGAUAUCACCUUAGGUUCAAGGUUUAUGAUCGUAAACACACACAAACAGACAUUCCAGCAAAUGUAACCGUAACUGUUAAAGAUAUACCUCAUGAAGCAGUUGUUAAGUCUGGAUCAAUGAGGAUAGCUGGAAUCUCUGAUGAAGAUUUUAUUAGAAUAUGGAAUUACCGGCCUCAGAGAAUAGUCCAGAGUAAAUUGGACAAAUUGCGAGAAAAAUUAGCUGAUCUUUUAAAUAUAGAGAAGGAAAAUGUGGACAUAUUUUCUGUUCAGUUGCGUAAAAGAUAUCCUCCAGUGACUGAUGUCAGAUUUUCUGCCCAUGGUUCUCCUUAUUAUAAACCAGUCAAACUAAAUGGUAUUGUUUUGAUGAACAGAGAAGAUAUUGAAAAAGAAGUUGGCAUUAACAUUACUAUGGUAGGAAUUGAUGAAUGUCUUUAUGAAAAUCAAAAUUGUGAAGGAAGUUGCACUAACUCACUUGAUAUAUCACAUCUCCCUUAUAUGGUUAAUGCAAAUAAAACAGCUUUAGUAGGUGUAAGAAUUGAUGUCCUCCCUGAAUGCACUUGUGGUGCUAGAAAUUUCACCAGAGGUGAGUCAUGCAGAACAAGCCCUUGUCUAAAUGGUGGGAGGUGCAUUGAAGGAAGAUAUGGUUUAAGUUGCAACUGUCCAAAUGGAUAUACAGGACCUCGUUGCCAACAGACAUCAAGGAGUUUUCGAGGAAGUGGUUGGGCAUGGUACCCUCCUCUUGAAAUGUGUGACAAUUCCCAUCUUUCACUUGAAUUUAUUACAAGAAAACCUGACGGGCAGCUAAUAUACAAUGGACCAAUUGUUUCUCCAGAGCCAGAGGAAAUUAUGAUUUCAGAUUUUAUAUCAUUAGAACUGGACCGAGGGCAUCCUCGAUUGCUCAUUGAUUUUGGCUCAGGAACACUAGAAUUAAGGGUUAAAACCAAGAAAACUUUGGAUGAUGGAGAGUGGCAUAGAAUUGAUGUUUUUUGGACAACCGAAACAGCACGACUGAUAGUUGACUCUUGCAGGUCUGCUGAAAUAUCUGAAUUAGAGGAUGGUACUCCACCAGAAUUCGAUGGCUCAUCAUGUAUGGCCGAGGGUAACAUUCCACCAUUUGCUGAAUACCUCAACGUAAAUGCACCACUUCAAGUUGGAGGAAGAUACGUCAUUGAAUUUGAUCCGACAAGAUAUCAUUGGGUAGCUGUGCCAUAUGGUAAAGGUUUCGAUGGCUGCAUAAAAAAUAUAUUCCAUAAUAGCAAGCUGUACGACUUGGCACAUCCUGGUUUAUCUAGAAACUCUAUAGCUGGUUGCCCACAAACUGAAGAAGUAUGUGCCUCUCAAGAUUCAACAUUCAGGUGUUGGGAGCAUGGAACAUGCGCUGGUUCAUUUACUGAAGCUCGUUGCCACUGUAUGCCUGGUUGGUCUGGACCUUCAUGUACAAUACCAACUGUGCCAGCCACAUUCAAGCCGCAAUCCUAUGUCAAAUACGCUCUUUCAUUUGAACCUGAUAGAUUUUCAACUCAGCUUCAGCUCCGAUUCAGAACAAGAGAGGAACAUGGAGAGCUUUUCCGAGCCUCAGAUCAACACAAUAGAGAAUAUGCCAUACUUGAGAUCAAAGAAAGCAAGCUGCACUUCAGGUACAAUCUGAACAGUUUGAGAACCGAAGAAAAAGAUAUUUGGUUGAGUGCUAUUACUGUAGAUGAUGGCCAGUGGCAUACUGUAAAGGUGUCUAGGUAUGGAUCCGCUGCAACACUUGAAUUAGAUGGCGGUGAAGGAAGACGUUACAAUGAAUCUUUUGAGUUCGAGGGUCAUCAGUGGCUCAUCGUGGAUAAGCAGGAAGGUGUCUAUGCCGGAGGGAAGGCUGAAUAUACAGGUGUCAGGACAUUUGAGGUUUAUGCUGACUAUCAGAAAGGUUGCCUUGAUGACAUCCGACUCGAAGGCAAAUCGUUACCAUUACCUCCAACUAUGAAUGGUACCCAGUGGGGACAAGCCACUAUGACAAGGAACUUGGAAAGAAAUUGCCCUUCAAACAAGCCCUGUGCUAAUGUUAUCUGCCCCGAACCGUUUGAGUGUGUCGAUCUAUGGAAUGAAUAUGAAUGCACCUGUGGAGAGGGUAGAAUUGUUUCUGCCGAUGGCAAGGGCUGCUCAGACAAAAAUGAGUGCCUUGAAUCACCUUGUCGAAACGGUGGGACAUGUAUAAACCAAGAUCCAAGGCUUCGCUAUAGGUGCGAAUGCCUCGAUGGCUACUGGGGAGAGAAUUGUGAACUGCUCCAAGAGGGUCAAACCCUACGCCUUGGAAUGGGAGCGUUGGCAGCAAUUCUUGUCUGCCUCCUCAUUAUUUUAAUUCUUGUACUGGUAUUUGUUGUAUAUAAUCGACGUCGAGAAUCACAUAUCAAAUACCCAGGUCCAGAUGAUGAUGUUCGAGAAAACAUUAUUAAUUAUGAUGAUGAAGGUGGCGGAGAAGAUGAUAUGACUGCUUUUGAUAUUACCCCUCUACAGAUACCGAUAGGUGGCCCUCAUCCUACUGAACUUGUUCCGAAAAUUCCCUAUGCUAUGGUUGGAGGAGAACCGAAUGUUGGUCUUUUCAUUGAAGAACAUAAGAAGAGAGCUGAUGCAGAUCCGAAUGCUCCUCCUUUUGAUGAUCUUAGAAAUUAUGCUUAUGAAGGUGGCGGCAGCACUGCAGGCUCACUUUCAUCCCUUGCUUCAGGUACUGACGAUGAACAACAGGAAUAUGAUUACCUCGGGGCAUGGGGCCCAAGAUUUGACAAGUUGGCUGAUAUGUAUGGUCAAGAUGGGGAGAGCGAUGAGGAAGAUGACCAGUGA
Messenger RNA from Nezara viridula (southern green stink bug), 4867 nucleotides. NCBI's taxonomy places the organism in Eukaryota, Metazoa, Arthropoda, Insecta, Hemiptera, Pentatomidae. The record is from the annotation of a GenBank genome assembly.